Messenger RNA from Oncorhynchus nerka (sockeye salmon), 7588 nucleotides. RefSeq names its product prolactin-releasing peptide receptor-like. The record is from RefSeq and is a predicted model, not a curated record. NCBI's taxonomy places the organism in Eukaryota, Metazoa, Chordata, Actinopteri, Salmoniformes, Salmonidae. Gene Ontology annotation, cellular component: plasma membrane; neuron projection. The transcript is spliced from 2 exons. The coding region runs from base 1370 to 2473 and encodes 367 amino acids. Gene Ontology annotation, biological process: G protein-coupled receptor signaling pathway. Gene Ontology annotation, molecular function: neuropeptide binding; neuropeptide Y receptor activity.
CAACAUGCUCUGAGAACCAUGUUUCUUAGAGCUUGGUGAAAGCGUGGUUUUCCUAUGGAUAUUUUGCAUACAACCUUCCCACAACUUUCUGGGAAUGAUGCAGGACAGUUACUUGGCGGCUUUGGAGCAUUCUCAGUAGAUUUAAGGAACUUGACAAAGAAAUUGUAUUUUCUUGGUAUUUCAUUACUUUAACAGGACUUUUCCUGAAAGCUCAAACAUGGUUACAUUUCAUUUAACUUUUGGUAAUGUUCUAGGAAUGUUCUCCAACUGGUUUCACAUUAGGAACGUUCUCAAAUAGUUCAGGGAACGCUAAGAAACAAUGUUCUUCUGUGGACAUUUCACUACUUCAGCGUUUUCUACAGGUUUCCCCAUGGUUCUAUUUAAAGUCAUGUUCUCAAACUGUUCCGAGAACGUUAAGAAAACUUUCCAUAAAAACCACAAGAGAACUUUAGUAUCGAUCAGAGAAUGUUUAAGAAUGUUAUUUAAAAACAUGUACAUUCCGUUCUCAGCAGCAACAACUCUUUCUACCCUCUAUCUUGUUAAGUGUGUUCAGGUGCGUUGGCCUCGCCCACUAAUUGGCCACACCUGAUCUUAAUGAGUGCUUGUUUCCUUUGAAAUGGGAUCUGUUUGAAUAGAUUAAAUUAGCACAGUGGACAAAUUCCAUGGACAGAGGACACAAGAUUAUAGGUUUGAAUCUCACUAAUGCCAUGGCACAAUAAAAAAAUUAAUGUGUUUGCAUGAUUAAUGCCUAAGGAAAUAUAUGUGUCCUAUCUGUGCUUGGAGUAAAAAAAUUGUUAACCCAAAAUACGGUGUUAUUAAAAGUCUUGAAACAUUCAAUGAAAGUAUUAAAGACAUUUUCACUUCUGUUCUCAGAACAUUUAAAAAAGACCAUCCAGGUCAUGAAACAUGGUUUCGUUCCCACAACCAAUGUGGAUCCAAAAAUAUAUGUUCCCAGAUCUUCCAAGGAACCAAAUGUGCCAGCUGGUUGAUGUGCUGUGUAAAUAUAUUUUAUGCAUGUUUUAUUCACUCUAGGCGCCAAAGAGAAUUAUUAGAUUCCAACCCAACUGUUCCAACCCAACGGUUAUUCAGUGGAUGCUAGUAUCAUCCAGAACAAUCAGUCCAAUCAAGGGAUACAGGUAGCACAGACCUCUCAGAGAUAUGUUCACUGUCACCACAGUGCUAUAAUAGAAACAGGCUUUUAGGUUGUUAUUUAGUUUGGAUAUGAAGAAUUUCAAUAGACUUGACACAACAUCAGAAUCCAUUGAGCCCAACAAAAACAAGUGGACUGAUAAGCUAAGUCUUCCUUUUUCUAUCUUCUCUCUAGGCACCUCUGGCCCUUUCUACAGUGUGACGUGCUUGACCGACUAAGAUGGAGGGCAGUGGCAGUGGGUGGGCUGUAGAUCUGGCCUCUCCUGGGCCGUGUGUGGCUGGCAUGGAGGGGAACACCAGCAGUCAGGUUUUUGAGGUGGCGCUGCAGAACUCCUCCUCGUCCAAACGCAGCCCUCAGUUUGUGGGGGUGGAGCUGCCGCAGUCCUUCAAGCUGCUCAUCAUCCCCUGCUAUGCCCUGGUGGUGCUGAUCGGGGUAUUCGGCAACUACCUGUUGCUCUACGUCAUCUGCCGCACCCGCAAGAUGCACAAUGUCACCAACUUCUUCAUAGGGAACCUGGCCUUCUCCGACAUGCUGAUGUGUGCCACAUGUGUCCCCUUCACCUUGGCCUAUGCCUUCAACCCCCGCGGCUGGGUGUUUGGGAGGUUCAUGUGCUACCUGGUUUACCUCAUCCAGCCAGUAACGGUCUAUGUGUCUGUUUUUACUCUCACUGCUAUUGGUGUUGACAGGUACUAUGCCACAGUUCACCCUCUGAAGAAGCGGAUCUCAGUGCUGGCGUGUACCUACCUCCUAUCUGGGAUCUGGCUGCUCUCCUGUGGGCUUGUGGCCCCGGCUGUAGCCCACACUUACCAUGUGGAGUUCAAGAAUGAGGGCUUCACCAUCUGUGAGGAGUUCUGGAUGGGCAAAGAGAAAGAGAGGUUGGCCUACGCCUACAGCACACUCUUCAUGACCUACGUCCUGCCUCUCUCUGCCCUCUGCAUCUCUUACCUCUGUAUCUCUGUCAAGCUGCGUAAUUGUGUGGCGCCUGGCCACCGCACCAAGAGCCAGGCCGAGGCCCAGCGAACCCGCAAGCGUAAGACCUUCCGUCUGGUCACCUUGGUGGUGGCGGCCUUCGGCGUGUGUUGGAUGCCCAUCAGUGUAUUCAACGUGCUGCGGGACAUUGACAUUGACCUGAUUGACAAGCGCUUCUUCCUGCUCAUCCAACUGCUGUGCCACCUGUGUGCUAUGAGCUCCUCCUGCUGUAACCCUUUCCUGUACGCCUGGCUACAUGACCGCUUUCGCGCCGAACUGCGCAAGAUGUUCACCUGCCACCGCCGCAUCGGCAUCCCUGCCAACAACUGUGCCACAAACAGCGUGGUGCUGUGAACCACUUCAUCCCACCUUUCACUGGAUGUGUUCAGAGAAUGUCCUGAGGUAUUUGGUCCUGGAACAUAAAGUGGUUUUUCAUUGCAAUAAACUGUGCCACAAACAAGGCUGCUGCAAAAAUGCGUACUGCAUUAGAAGUUUUCAGACAUGUGGAAAUAUCAGAAGUUGGUUGAGCAAGAUAUGGACGAGCAAGAUAUGGACAUCUUCUGUAUGUACAGUGGGGCAAAAAAGUAUUUAGUCAGCCACCAAUUGUGCAAGUUCUCCCACUUAAAAAGAUGAGAGGCCUGUCAUUUUCAUCAUAGGUACACUUCAACUAUGACAGACAAAAUGAGAAAAAAAAUCCAGAAAAUCACAUUAAAAAUCCUACAAUGAAUUUAUUUGCAAAUUAUGGUGGAAAUAAACUUUUGUUAUUGACCAAAUACUUAUCUCAAUACUUUGUUAUAUACCCUUUGUUGGCAAUGACAGAGGUCAAACGUUUUCUGUAAGUCUUCACAAGGUUUUCACACACGGUUGCUGGUAUUUUGGUGCAGAUCUCCUCUAGAACAGUGAUGUUUAGGGGAUGUUGCUGGGCAACACGGACUUUCAACUCCCUCCCAAGAUUCUCUAUGGGGUUGAGAUCUGGAGACUGGCUAGGCCACUCCAGGACCCUGAAAAGCUUCUUACGAAGCCACUCCUUCGUUGCCCGGGUGGUGUGUUUGGGAUCAUUGUCGUGCUGAAAGACCCAGCCACGUUUCAUCUUCAAUGCCCUUGCUGAUGGAAGAAGGUUUUUACUCAAAAUCUCACGAUACAUGGUUCCAUUCAUUCUUUCCUUUACACGGAUCAGUCGUCCUGGUCCCUUUGCAGAAGAACAGCCCCAAAGCAUGAUGUUUCCACCCCCCAUGCUUCACAGUAGGUAUGGUGUUCUUUGGAUGCAACUCAGCAUUCUUUGUCCUCCAAACACGACAAGUUGAGUUUUUACCAAAAAGUUAUAUUUUGGUUUCAUCUGACCAUAUGAUAUUCUCCCAAUCUUCUUCUGGAUCAUCCAAAUUCUCUCUAGCAAACUUCAGACGUGCCUGGACAUGUACUGGCUUAAGCAGGGGGACAUGUCUGGCACUGCAGGAUUUGAGUCCCUGGCGGCGUAGUGUGUUACUGAUGGUAGGCUUUGUUACUUUGGUCCCCUUUGGUCUCUGCAGGUCAUUCACUAGGUCCUCCCGUGUGGUUCUGGGAUUUUUGCUCACCGUUCUUGUGAUCAUUUUGACCCCACGGGGUGAGAUCUUGCGUGGAGCCCCAGAUCGAGGGAGAUUAUCAGUGGUCUUGUAUGUCUUCCAUUUCCUAAUAAUUUCUCCCACAGUUGAUUUCUUCAAACCAAGCUGCUUACCUAUUGCAGAUUCAGUCUUCCCAGCCUGGUUCAGGUCUACAAUUUUGUUUCUGGUGUCCUUUGACAGCUCUUUGGUCUUGGCCAUAGUGGAGUUUGGAGUGUGACUGUUUGAGGUUGUGGACAGGUGUCUUUUAUACUGAUAACAAGUUCAAACAGGUGCCAUUAAUACAGGUAAAGAGUGGAGGACAGAGGAGCCUCUUAAAGAAGUUACAGGUCUGUGAGAGCCAGACAUUUUGCUUGUUUGUAGGUGACCAAAUACUUAUUUUCCACCAUAAUUUGCAAAUAAAUUAAUAAAAAAUCCUACAAUGUGAUUCUCUGGAUUGUUUUUGUUCUCAUUUUGUCUGUCAUAGUUGAAGUGUACCUAUGAUGAAAAUUACAGGCCUCUCAUCUGAAGUGGGAGAACUUGCACAAUUGGUGGCUGACUAAAUACUUUUUUGCCCCACUGUAUAUGCUGUUUUAAAUAAGAAUGUUCUUUAUUGUUCAGGUUAUUCCCAUGAUACAAACACAGUGAUGGUUUAAUAAUAUAUGUCCUUUGUUUGGUGUUUACUUGAAUUCUACAACCUCAAGGCUGUGACUGACAGUCCUGGCUUGGUGACAAAGAUGAUAGCUUUCAUCUCAACCACUAACACAAAAUGAAACACAUUAUUUGGUCAUUUUGAGAAAGAUUGUAAUUUAUUCCAUUUAACCUGGUUUCCAUUUUUGAUCAAUUGCAUGGUUAAAACACUCCUCGGUAUAGUAGUUUUCAUUUCUGGGUUAAUGUGACCGCGUUGAUGUUGCAUCAUGCAUGUUGCAUCAUGCAUGUUACAUCUUUGUAAAUGUAAUUUGAAGUAUGGAUUCUUUAUUUCCCAUAUUGAUGUGGUGAUUUUUGUAUUUAAAUAUAUAAAGAAACAAAUAGGUUAGGAUUCAUCACCCAAAUCAAGUUAUUAAAAUGCAGAUUAUUGUCUGGUAAAGCAAGUCUGAAGUUGGUAUGAAAGGGCAGUCAAACAUAAUUUAUAUAUUAUGACAUUAAUUACAUUUUUUGGUUCAUCAAACUGUUUCAAUAAUAAAUGGGCAUUUGAGUUGACUCCUGAAGAACAUUUGAAAAAGAGAGGAUUGAAGAGGAGAAUAAUUAUUGCCAUGAUCACAUACACAUUCAAGACUCCUGUUUUUCUCUCAGGUUGGUUAUGGCGUUUUCAAUGGUGUACACUGUAUAUGCAAAAGUAAGUGGAUACCCCUACAAAUUAGUGGAUUCAGCUAUUUUGCCCACACCUGUUGCUGUAAGGUAUAUAAAAUCGAGCACACUGCCAUGCAAUCUCCAUAGACAAACAUUGGCAGUAGAAUGACCAGUAAUGAAGAGCUCAGUGACUUUCAACCACCUUUCCAACAACUCAGUUUGUAAAGUGUCUGCCCUGUUAGAGCUGCCCCGGUCAACUGUAAGUGAUGUUAUUGUGAAGUGGAAACGUCUAGGAGCAACAACAGCUUAGCCACGAAGUGGUAGGCCACACAAGCUCACAGAAUGAGACCGCCGAGUGCUGAAGUGCAUAAAAAUCAUCUGUCCUAGGUUGCAACUCACUACCGAGUUCCAAACGUCAGCACAAAAAAACUGUUCGUCAGGAGCUUCAUGAAAUGUGUUUCCAUGGCCGGGCAGCAGCACACAGCCUAAGAUCACCAUGAGCAAUGCCAAGCGUCAGUUGGAGUGGUGCAAAGCUCGCCUCUAUUGUACUCUGGAGCAGUGGAAACACAUUCUCUGGAGUGAUGAAUCACGCUUUACCAUCUGGCAAUCCGAUGGACAAAUCUGGGUUAGGCAGAUGCCAGAAGAGCGUUACCUGCCCCAAUGCAUAGCGCCAACUGUAAAGUUUGGUGGAGGAGGAAUAAUGGUCUGUGGCUGUUCAUGGUUCGGGCUAGGCUCCUCAGUUCCAUUGAAGGGAAAUCUUAACGCUACAGCAUACAAUGACAUUCUAGACAAUUAUGUGCUUCCAACUUUGUGGCAACAGUUCGUUGAAGGCCUUUCCUGUUUCAGCAUGACAAUGUCCCCAUGCACAAAGGGAAGUCCAUACAGAAAUGGUUAGUCGAGAUUGGUGUGGAAGAACUUGACUGGCCUGCACAGAGCCCUGACCUCAACUCCAUCGAACACUUUUGGGAUGAAUUGGAACGCCGACUGCGAGCCAGGCCUAACCCCCGAACAUCAGUGCCCAACCUCACCAAUGCAAUUGUGGCUGAAUGAAAGCAAGUCCCCACAGCAAUGUUCCAACAUCUAGUGGAAAGCCUUCCCAGAAGAGUGGAGGCUGUUACAGCAUCAAAGGAGGGACCAACUCCAUAUUAAGGCCCUUGAUUUUGGAAUGAAAUGUUUGAGGUGUCCACAUACUUUUGAAGGUAAAUGUUUUGUCAGUGUCUGCAGUCUGGUUUGUACAAUUUCAACAUUUAAUGAGAAAGCUUGCACUACAUGCAUUUGUUUGGACCAUUGCUCUCGAGAUGGUGAGGGACACUCUAUUCACAGGUUUGUGGUUAUUUGUGAAUUCUUGUCUGUGGGUCAGAGACCACAUUACCAUGAUUUCUCACCUAUUGUUUUUGUUUUUUUACGUGUCUGAAAGUACACUACAAUAUACUUGAGAGCAGGGCAACAUCCCGCGUGCACCACAUCUUUCUAUGGGCACAAGCGCUGUUCAUGACACAAACGAUUCACACCCCUCUUGUAGGCAGAUGAAACAUUUUGCAGGUUUAAAGCUUAUUUCCUGUAGUUCUACACAUUGUCAUGGGGUGCAGAGAAAACGUUGCCGUUUUAAAGCAAAUGUAAUUUCAAUUCUAUACAUUUUGCCAUGUAUAAUGUGUCAUGUGAUACGAGUGACUCAAACAUGAAAUCUAUUGGUUAAGAAACCUAGUAAAAAUGUUACCUGACAUGGGCUAGUUCUAAAUAGCACUAAGGUAUGCAAUGACUGACAUGACAAAAACAGAUGCACUACCCAAUUUCAAAAUUCGAUGAUUACAACUUUCAAGAGUAAGUUGAAAGCCGGACUGAGUUCCUUAAAUUCUAUAUUUUAACACGCACCCAGUCCUCCCCACAGUUUGAGAACCACUGCUCUAAAGGUCAGGCAAGACAAUGUUAUCAUAGAGAUGAAGUUUUACCUAAUUCUUCAGAAUGUGUAGUCAACAUUUUAUAUUUUUACUAAUAACCUGUGAGAAACAUUAAGGUAGUAAUGCAUUUAUUGAACAGACCCCAAACAUAUAUUCCCUGCACAUACACAAGUCAUUUCUCAGUUAAUUAAAAAAUGUCUAGGUCAGUGGAGCAUAAGACCUACAGCUAUUAGAAGUCUUCAAGCUUUCUUAAUAACAUACAUGACAAAACAUUAAGAUUCAUUAUACUUUAUUUCAAUUGGAACGAUCAAAGUGUAUACAAUACUCUGAAUUUAAAAGCAGUAUAAACAAAAAGCUCUUAAGGAAUCCAGACUUACAGUAAUCACAAAAAGUAAAUUCUUAGGUGUAAAACCCUUGAAGGCACAAUCAUAGACAUGUGAAUAUUUCACAAGAUUUCUUAUUGCUAUGACAUUACACGAAGGCAUAGUUGCAGAAGAUGCAUUGAGUAGAUUACAUUACAUUUACAUUGACUUACACAAGUUGUAAGGCCAUUGUCAGUGUCAAAACCUACCGCUUAAUAAGCACUUCAAAGUGCCAAAGGCAUUACAACUAACAUGGACAAGGUUCAUUUUGAAACAUUCAUAAUGCUUAAAAAUUGAAAUUUCAACUUCAUAUUCCUCAUCUCCAGCAGCUCCCCAACAUCAACA